AUGGCUGGACGCGGACGCGGACGGGCGAAUACGCUGCCUGCAUGGAUGACCAAGCAAGGCCUGAGUGCGCCCCAACCCGUCGAAGCCCCGCCAGCUCCUCCACCAUCACGGUCUCCACCACGUAAUGGCCAGUUUGAUGACGCCCCGGAGCGCGCGCCUCGUCCGCCAGAGCGCAAGCCCCGCGACGAGUUCGUAACCGGCAGCAAACGCUCUCGGGAUCGCUUUUCGGACCGCAAUAGCAGCGACUUGAGGGAACGCGCUUCGGUACACGCCACGCGGUCGCGCUCACGGUCCCGGGACCGAGGGAGUGGACGGGACCGAUCGCGGGAUCGGGACCGGCAGCACUCGAGCCGUCGCAGCGAAUCCCGAGGCGAUCGACGUCAGGACGAAUCGUCUCGACGUGGAUCAUCGCUUCGUGGACGCUCGAGGUCUCGGGACCGUCGAGACCAUCGCAGUGUCUCUCGUCGUGGAGGAGGUGAGCGCUAUGAAGACAGGGGGUACGGAGGAGGGACGACGCGUGGACCGAGAGAUGAUGACUACCGCCGGAACGACGGACGGGUCUUGCGUCGGGAUGACGAAGCGAUGGAGCGUGGCUACCGUCGCCGUUCGUCCAAUGGGCACGAUGACCGCACGUCCCGUCGAUACACGUCGGACUAUCGGCCGUAG
Peronospora matthiolae is the source of this 666-nucleotide messenger RNA. NCBI's taxonomy places the organism in Eukaryota, Oomycota, Peronosporomycetes, Peronosporales, Peronosporaceae. The record is from the annotation of a GenBank genome assembly.